CGGCCGACAGAGGGUGUUGACCGAUCUCGGGUUAAUUUUUCGCUCAAGGCACAAGAGAAGUGUUUUCAAGUGUCGUUGUCUCAAGUAGUCGAGUUUUUCCGAUACAGAGUGAACGUUCACAGUCACUGGCAUCUGGUCUGGUGAAUGGGAAGAGUGAUUUGUAACAAAGACGAUUCGAAAGACAAAACAUUCCAUUAAAAUCCCGUCCUAGCCGUUAAAGAUGGAUAGCCAAGUUUUGCUGGUGGUUACUGCGCUGAUCGUUUAUAUUGUUAUGACCAUAUGCGCCCUGAUCCCUGUAUGUAUUGUUGCCAAAAAAUCAUCAAAGGAUUGCAAUUUUAGUCGUGGCACCGAACGGAUAAUGUCUUUCUGUAAUUGUAUGGCCGGGGGUGUUUUCAUUGCAAUGUGCUUUCUAGGCCUUCUUCCAUAUGCCCAGGACAAAACACGGAAAGUGCUUGAAGACCUUAAUAUUACAACUGACUUUCCUGCGGCAGAGUUUACAUGUAUACUAGGCUUCUUCCUUAUCAUGUCAGUUGAACAACUUAUCCUGCAAUGUCAGCAAUCCAAGAACUUACAGAAGGGGACCUGGGAAAUUUCCCAAAAUCUCGAUGAGACUGAAAGAUCAACUAAAUUGAAUUACUACAAGACGGUUAGAGAUGAAAGUGCUUCUGAACAACUACUGGGGAAAAAACCGUUGGAAGUAGUCUCACCAGAGAGUCCUUCUGUUCUGAAAGAAGUCAAUCUCCCAAGAAUCUACCAAAAUGUCCCCAUGGUCACUUUCAAAGAAGAAGAUAGCGAUGAAUCACAUAGUCCUAAAAAAAUACCCCAAGCAGGACCAAACUGUAGCCAUCAUCAAGUUGAAAUGAUACUCAAGAACAAGUCCGGGGGAACCCUUCGUCUAGCCUUGCUUUAUAUGGCCAUCAGCAUUCACUCAAUGUUUGAAGGCAUGGCCCUUGGCUUGCAAACAGAUCCAAUGAAAAUCUUCCACCUGUUUUUCGCGAUCGUCUUUCAUGAAGCUCUCAUUGCCUUCUCAGUUGGCAUUACCAUGGCUCGCCAACAUUUGACCCUUAAACAAGGUGUCAAAUAUAUUCUCAUUUUUUCCUUAGCCGUCCCGCUAGGCAUUUUUCUUGGUCUGAUUGUUCAACAAGCACCCGGUACCGGAGGAUCCGUCGCCUCAGCCAUUUUCCAAUCGCUUGCUGCUGGUAUAUUUAUUCACGUCACAUUCCUCGAGCUAGUUCCGGCUGAACUGGCAAAUUCCAAAGACAGGAUGGCAAAAGUCGCCUUCCACUUUCUUGGAUUUGUUGCUAUGGCAUUAGUAACAAUCACAAUGGGUUCCCACCAUUAAGUCGCUGACUUCUUUCUUUCAUACUGAUCUACAUUGUUUGUUGUCUGUUUUAAACCCCUCGUUGACUCUGGCAUGAUCGCUGAUAUUGUAUCCCACGUGUUCUCCAAUUCUGAAUUUGAUAAUCGAAAUUUUGUUCAUUUUUUUUUUUGCCUUUUGUUUCGUAAAAGACUAGUCGCCUUGUGAAGAUCUGAAGAAAGUGCAAUCAAGAUGCGUGUGGAAGGCGGAAAUAAAAAGAAACGUAACCGAGAUAA
Daphnia carinata is the source of this 1593-nucleotide messenger RNA. Its product is annotated as zinc transporter ZIP3-like. Lineage: Eukaryota; Metazoa; Arthropoda; Branchiopoda; Diplostraca; Daphniidae. Gene Ontology annotation, cellular component: plasma membrane. The record is from RefSeq and is a predicted model, not a curated record. Gene Ontology annotation, biological process: zinc ion transmembrane transport. The transcript has a single exon. Bases 221 to 1342 code for a protein of 373 amino acids. Gene Ontology annotation, molecular function: zinc ion transmembrane transporter activity.